AUGAGUUCUAAGAUAUAUACAUUCAGAUGGCCAGCAGGUCCAACUUCAGUUGCCGUAAGUGGUAGUUUCGAUAAUUGGAAAGAAGAGAAACAAUUAUACAAGAGUGAAGACGGUUCAUUCGAAUUAUGUUUACCGUUGGAUAUCCAAGAAGGUGAAACUGUUCAAUUCAAAUUUAUUGUGGAUGGUGAGUGGUUAUUGAAUGAUAACUUGAAGAAAGAGUUUGAUAGCUCUGGUUUUGAGAAUAAUUGUAUCGAUGUCAAUGACUUGGAGGCCAAGAGGAAGAGAAGGAUAAAGAUUAAGAAGAAGGUUAGAAGAAAUAAAAAAACUGGUGAAAGAGUAGUUAUUUCUGAAGAAGUGAUGCUUUUAAAGGAUUCUGAUGGUGAAGAGCAUGAAGUUCCAAAUAACAACGUCGAUGAUGCUGGUGCUUUGAUUACAGAAGAGCAUAGUGUUGUUGAUGAAGCUACUGUUGCAACUCCUGUAAUUAUUGCAAACCCAGAGCAAAUUAGAGAAUUCAGCGAAGUUAGAGAAGUCCAUGCCCAAGAAUUGAAUCAAGAAUUGAAUCAAGACAAUACAGAAGAACCAGUUGAACAAGUUGAACCAUCACAACAUGAGCCGAUGGAAGAAGAUGCUAACUCAGAAGAAGAUGCUAACUCAGAAGAAGUAGAAUCCCCACAAAUAAGUGACCAUCAACAUAUGGAUCUAGAUGAUACUACUGAUGAUGACUAUUACAAUGAAGAUGAAGAAUCAACUGAAGAGGAAGAACCGCAGCAAGAGCCAGUACAAAAACCAGUUCAACAACAACAGCAACAGCAACAGCAACAGCAACAAAAGCCUCAAAACGUUAAAACAGCCAUGCCAAGAACUACUCAAAAUGCUCGUCCUACACAUCCUGUAAGAACUGUACCAAAGAAGUCAGGAUUCUUUGGUAAACUGAAAAAAAUUCUAUCAGGACCACAAGUAUAA
Molecule: messenger RNA, 963 nt
Organism: Vanderwaltozyma polyspora DSM 70294
Lineage: Eukaryota; Fungi; Ascomycota; Saccharomycetes; Saccharomycetales; Saccharomycetaceae
Gene: MDG1
Product: Mdg1p
Exons: 1
Coding region: 1-963 (320 amino acids)
Biological process (GO): signal transduction
Cellular component (GO): nucleotide-activated protein kinase complex; nucleus; cytoplasm
Molecular function (GO): protein kinase binding
Source: RefSeq, a predicted model, not a curated record